UCACAUUGGAUCUUAAGUUACUAUUAAUAGUUGUUAGUUAGCCUAGAUUUUAUUAUUAUAGUAUUUAGAAAAGUUAACCAAUCAAGUUUGUUGUUGUUCAAGAUUCAGCAACAAUCAAGAAUCAAAGGAAAGAUGAAGACCAACUCGUGAACAGAUUUCUUGUUUUUCAGGGAAACUUGGGUUAAUGUUAGCAUAAUAGUGGCAAACAACUUGUCUGUUACUUUAUUUUGCCUUUUCCACCCGUUUUUGGUCAUUUAUUUUUUUUAUACUUACUGGUUUAAUUUUCAUACCUGUUCAAUUAAUUAUUAUUUUGAGCCUUAAACUUGACUGAUUAUGCUUUGAAUAUACUCUUUUCAACGUUUCAAUUGUUUUUGUUCAUCAAACCAGAAUACCUCUUAACCCAUUUGGACUGUUUUGCCUAUGUUAUUGUCUGGUAAUUUUUUAACAGCUCAAAGUUUAUUUAUAAAUUGUGCUAAUUAAAGCUGCAAUCAAAGAUGAAGAUUGAAGAGAUUCAACAUAUCACCGACGUUGUCGGACAUUGGGGUAAAUGGCAAAGCAACAUCUUCUUCUUUUACCUUACAACCUCAGUCUAUUCAGCCUUUCAUAAUCUUGGUUUGGCUUUGAUGGCUCCUAAGGUGGACUUUUGGUGUGCAACCGAUUUACAAAAAAACAUGACUGACCAUUGUUAUGCUGAUAUUAAAAAAACAAUUCCUUGUACAAAAUGGGUUUACGCCGAGUCCUUUUUAACCAAAACGAUAAUUUCAGAGUGGGAUUUGGUUUGUGAUCGAGCUUGGCUUGUUUCAAUCACUCAAUCACUCUACAUGUGUGGAAUGACUAUCUCUGCAUUGCUGUGUGGCCAUUUUUCAGACAAAUAUGGUCGACUUCCAGUCUUAUGGACAGCAGUGGUCACUGAGAUAGUUGCUGGACUUUCUUGUGCUUUUUCAAUAUCAAUCUAUCAAUACAUGAUUUCAAGGUUUGUCCUUGCCAUCGGAGCUUAUGGAAGAUAUUUAACUGGUUUCAUGUUAGUUAUUGAAACGACUGGACCCGAGUAUCGAGCUACUAUGGGCAUUGUUUGCCGAUUUGGUUGGGCUUUGGGUUGCUUCAUAUUACCAGGGAUUGUUUGGCUAUUUGAUAAUUGGCGACACGCUCAAUUAGCAUUUACUUUACCUGAGAUACUUUGGAUACUCUGGUUAUGUCGUAUUCCCGAGUCUCCUCGAUGGCAAUUAGCUAAAGGUAACAGUGAGAAAGCUCAAGAAGAACUGAGAAGAGCUGCCGAACUCAAUAAAAGACGAUUAACUGGAAUAGAAGAUAAAUUGGAAGAACUAAGAGAUAGAUUUGAAAAGGAAAAUGAAUCUUGCUCCGAUCGAAAGGCCAAUCUCUUCGACCUCUGGAAAACACCCAAUCUUCGGAAGAACACUAUUAUCCUUUGUUUAACUUGGUUCACAACUGGUUAUGUUUACUAUGGAUUGUCCCUAAACAUUGGUGAUCUCGGUGGUAAUUUGUUGACCAAUUUUGCUAUUGCUGGUUUACUUGAGUUCCCUUCAUUUGGAAUCAGUUUAUAUGCUCUUAAGAAAUCGGGUCGUCGUUCGGUACAGUUUUGUAUCAUGUUUGCUGCUGGAAUCGGUAGUUUUAUUGCCAUUCCAUUCUACUUUUUACCAUUUGGAACUACUGCAAUCAAUAUUACCCUUGGAAUGAUAGUUAAAUUUUGCAUUUCUAUCUCUUAUUACACCAUUUACAUUUACUCAGCAGAAGUUUAUCCAACGUUGGUUCGACAAGUUGGUGUUGGUUGUAACUCCGGUUUUUCACGAAUAGGUUCAGUUUUGGCUCCAUUUGUCAAAGAAUUGAGUCACUAUACACAUAUAACAGUUUCAUUUGCAACUUUUGGAGUAAUAUCAACAGGUAGUGCCCUUCUUGUGCUACUACUUCCAGAAACUCGAGGAAAAGAGAUUCCUGAUACUUUAUUGGAGGCUGAAAAAAUUAGCAGAAAAUCUUAAUACACUGUCAUAAUAUUGAGCAAACGAGAGAAUAGAAUGAAAAAAUAACUAGAAUUGAAUAUUUGAUGUCUCUGGUUGAUUUUGAUUUCGAAUUUCAGUAAAUUUUUUUAAAUAAAA
Messenger RNA from Tetranychus urticae (two-spotted spider mite), 2111 nucleotides. Its product is annotated as organic cation transporter protein. Lineage: Eukaryota; Metazoa; Arthropoda; Arachnida; Trombidiformes; Tetranychidae. Gene Ontology annotation, cellular component: membrane. Gene Ontology annotation, molecular function: transmembrane transporter activity. The record is from RefSeq and is a predicted model, not a curated record. Gene Ontology annotation, biological process: transmembrane transport.